GAGUCGCCGCCAUAGUUGACUUAGACAGAGAUUAACCCCAAAAAGAAUCCCAAAUCAUCCUCUCCUCAUCGAUCGAGAGAGAAGACCAAAACGAGGAGACUAAAACACUUCCUUCCGUCGUUCACUACUAUUCGACGCCGGCGGUUAUAAAUCGGAGAGAUACUCUCUGAUUUGGCCGUCUCGAUCAACAGAUCUAGGAAGGAAGUUAGGGUGUGUGUGGAGAAAUGAACAAGUAGAAUAGAAUAGAAUAGAGGUAAUCACAACAUGAAUAGAAAUAAAAGGAGUUUGGAUGGUAACAACGGUGAUGAUGGUGAUCACCCUGAAAGAAAACGUCCUGCUCUUGCUAGUGUGAUUGUAGAGGCUCUGAAAGUAGACAGUUUGCAGAAGCUUUGCUCUUCUUUGGAACCUAUUCUCCGCCGAGUUGUCAGUGAGGAAGUCGAACGUGCUUUGGCCAAAUUAGGCCCUGCUAGGCUUACUGGAAGUUCUGGGUCUGGGUCUGGGUCUGGGUCUUCUCCAAAGCGAAUUGAAGGUCCCGAUGGCCGGAACUUACGGUUACAGUUCAGGUCUAGGUUAUCUCUCCCCUUAUUCACAGGAGGAAGAGUUGAAGGAGAGCAGGGUGCUGCAAUCCAUGUCGUCUUGAUUGAUGCCAACACUGGGCGCGCCGUGGUAUAUGGUCCAGAGGCUUCUGCAAAGCUUGAGGUUGUUGUGCUUGAGGGUGACUUCAACAAUGAAGAUGAUGAAGGCUGGACACAGGAAGAAUUUGAAAGCCAUGUCGUGAAAGAGCGUCAAGGGAAGAGGCCGUUGCUGACUGGAGAUUUGUAUGUUACUCUCAAGGAAGGGGUUGGAACUUUGGGCGAGCUGGUUUUCACCGAUAACUCGAGUUGGAUUCGGAGUAGGAAGUUCAGGCUUGGUUUGAGGGUUGCUUCUGGGUGUUGUGAUGGCAUGCGCAUACGUGAGGCAAAGACUGAAGCUUUCAUUGUUAAAGAUCACAGGGGAGAAUUGUACAAGAAGCAUUAUCCACCUGCUCUGAAUGAUGAUGUGUGGAGACUCGAGAAGAUUGGUAAGGAUGGUGCAUUCCAUAAGAAGCUUAAUGCUGCAGGAAUAUUCACUGUAGAAGACUUUCUGAGAACAAUGGUCAGAGAUUCUGCAAGAUUACGUACUAUUCUCGGAAGUGGAAUGUCAAACAAAAUGUGGGAUGCACUAGUAGAGCACGCCAAGACGUGUGUCCUGAGCGGUAAGCUUUAUAUCUACUAUGCUGAGGAUUCGAGGAAUGUCGGCGUUGUGUUCAAUAAUAUCUAUGAGCUAAGUGGUCUCAUUUCCGGAGACCAAUACUACUCUGCUGAUUCUCUUACUGAAAGCCAAAAGGUAUAUGUUGAUGGGCUGGUGAAGAAAGCAUAUGACAACUGGAACUUAGUCAUAGAGUAUGAUGGAAAAUCUCUCAUAGACAUGAAGCAGCCUCAGAGAUCGGGUAUUACUCAAGCUGAUGAGGCUAAUUACUCAACUGCUGCCAUUAACCAUCCAAUGCAGAUGGCAGGGCAUUCAUCCUCAGUGCCGGCUAAUCAACCUCCAGUGCUUUCUGAUUUUGCUAUUGGAGGGUAUGAUCAAACUAUGGCGACAAGGUAUCCUCUGAAUCCUCAGCUUGUAGUCUCCAACCCGAGAGCACAAUUUGAGGUUGCUUCCGGCGCAACAACUCAGGAUCAGCUCAUGGGAAAUCUACAUCAAGGUCAAAGCUCCAUGAACAAUCAAAACAUGAACGGUAUGCUUGCUCUCGGUCCUCCACAGGCAUCCACGAGUGGAUACCAAAACAUCAACUCUUCUUCAGUCCAACAGGCAAAUCUCAAUCCUUUUGAAGACUGGUCGAACCACCGUGAGAGAGGAGCGGAAGAGUUCUUCUCAGAGGAAGAGAUCCGUCUGAGAAGCCACGAAAUGCUGGAGAACGAGGACAUGCAACAGUUCCUCCGCCUAUUCAGCAUGGGAGGAGGAGGGGGAGGAGGUAAUGGCUCUGCUACACAUUUGCAGGAAGAUGGGUAUACUUUCCCGUCGUUUCUACACACGCCUAUGCAGGGUUAUGAUGAAGACCGUGGUCGAUCAGGCAGAGCUGUUGUUGGGUGGCUUAAGAUAAAGGCAGCAAUGAGAUGGGGUUUCUUCAUCAGGAGGAAAGCUGCUGAGAGGCGUGCACAGAUUGUAGAGCUGGAUGAUGAUGACGAAGAAUAGUCUGGUCCUUCUUCAUCAUGAUCGUAUCAUACCUUCAUGAUGAUGGUAACAACACUACUGACUCAAAACAGUGUUUACCAACUGGAAACGGAAUCUUGAAGGCCACGAGGCAGCAGCAGAGCGAAUGGAGGUGAAGUGACACAGGUAUUGUAUAAAAGGAGUGUACAGAUAGAUUCAGUGGAUGUGUUGUGUUUAUGAAGCAGGAGACUUCUAAUAUGUUUGAUCGACUCAUUUAGACAGUAGCAUUCUUAAGAACUGAUUUUGCAGUCUUAACAAGUAGAAUCUUGUCCUUUUUCCUUCUUUUUUUGAUACUCAAGUAGACUUGUGUUCCACUAAAGACCAGUGUUAUGUUUCUAUGAUUCUUGCUUGAUUAUUAGUUGGUUGUGUUCUGGGAAUUUUCAACUA
Brassica oleracea var. oleracea is the source of this 2619-nucleotide messenger RNA. Its product is annotated as calmodulin-binding protein 60 B-like. Gene Ontology annotation, biological process: regulation of salicylic acid biosynthetic process. The record is from RefSeq and is a predicted model, not a curated record. Gene Ontology annotation, cellular component: nucleus. Lineage: Eukaryota; Viridiplantae; Streptophyta; Magnoliopsida; Brassicales; Brassicaceae. The transcript is spliced from 9 exons. Gene Ontology annotation, molecular function: sequence-specific DNA binding; calmodulin binding; DNA-binding transcription factor activity. The coding region runs from base 265 to 2214 and encodes 649 amino acids.